AUGCAUGUUUUGGGGAUUUACACCCUUUGGAUUUUAUUCCAUGCAGCACUAAGCAACUAUUCUGAAGAUCAAUGCAGCUGGAGAGGGAGUGGUUUAUCCCAGCAGCAAGGCAGCGUGGAGCAGAUCUCCCUCCACUGCUCCGAGGGUACCUUGGACUGGCUGUACCCCAAAGGAGCCCUGCGUCUCACCCUCUCCCCUCGAUUGCCCUCCUUGGCGGUGGGCCCGGGGGGCGGCGGCAGCUCGGGCCUCAUCACGGCCUGCGUCAAGCCCUCUGAGCACUUCCGAGGGGCCCAGCUCUACCUGGAGAGGGAUGGCGUCUUGGAGCUCCUAGUAGGGGACCGACCAGAAUCGUCCCCUCCGCCUAGGGUGCGCUGCUUCAGCCGCCUGCCGGGGGAGAAAGUGGCUCUCUUCAUGCAAGCGACGCCGCAUCAAGACAUUAGCCGGCGCAUUGCAUCCUUCCGAUAUGAGCUGAGGGGUGACUGGACGGCACACUUGUCACUUGACUCGAACCACAUCAGUACUGUUGAAGCGUGCAGACCCUGCAACGACACAGAGAUCCUCAUGGCAGUGUGUACCAGUGACUUUGUGGUGCGAGGCAACAUCAGGUCCGUGGAGGAGGACGAAAACCUCCGAGCGGCAGUCAUCAAGGUCAGCGCCACGCGGGUCUUUCGCCAAAAGUACGCACUCUUCACCACCAACAGCCGUGUGGCCGCCCGGGGAGACAUUCGCACCCUGCUGCAGUGCGGUGUCAAACCAGGGCCCGGCAGCUUCCUUUUCACCGGUCGGGUUCACUUCGGCGAGGCCUGGUUGGGCUGCGCCCCUCGCUACAAGGACUUCCUGCAGGCUUACACCGCGGCAAAAGCAACCCAGCAGAUUCCAUGCGAACUUCCUGUAGACUGA
Nerophis lumbriciformis (worm pipefish) is the source of this 900-nucleotide messenger RNA. NCBI's taxonomy places the organism in Eukaryota, Metazoa, Chordata, Actinopteri, Syngnathiformes, Syngnathidae. The record is from RefSeq and is a predicted model, not a curated record.